Messenger RNA from Humulus lupulus (European hop), 1696 nucleotides. Its product is annotated as low affinity inorganic phosphate transporter 4-like. Bases 1 to 1617 code for a protein of 538 amino acids. Lineage: Eukaryota; Viridiplantae; Streptophyta; Magnoliopsida; Rosales; Cannabaceae. Gene Ontology annotation, biological process: phosphate ion transport; transmembrane transport. Gene Ontology annotation, molecular function: phosphate transmembrane transporter activity. Gene Ontology annotation, cellular component: membrane. The transcript has a single exon. The record is from RefSeq and is a predicted model, not a curated record.
AUGGCCAUAGCGGUCCUUGAUGCCCUAGACAACGCCCGGACACAAUGGUACCACGUCACAGCCAUAGUGAUCGCCGGAAUGGGAUUCUUUACCGACGCAUACGACCUCUUCUGCAUCUCAGCCGUCUCAAAACUCCUGGGCCGUCUUUACUAUUUCGACCCCGUAUCAUUAAAGCCCGGAAAGCUCCCCCCUAGAGUUAAUAACUCCGUGACUGGAGUAGCUCUGGUCGGAACCCUCGCCGGCCAACUCUUCUUCGGUUGGCUCGGCGAUAAACUAGGCCGCAAGAAAGUUUACGGAAUCACCCUCAUCAUGAUGGUCAUUUGCGCAAUUUGCUCCGGCCUUUCUUUUGGCGCCAGCCCACACGCCGUCAUGGGAACCCUAUGUUUCUUUAGGUUUUGGCUAGGGUUCGGUAUAGGAGGUGACUACCCGCUCUCCGCCACCAUCAUGUCGGAGUACGCCAACAAAAAGACCCGUGGUGCCUUCAUCGCUGCCGUGUUCGCCAUGCAAGGCGUGGGGAUCAUCUUUGCGGGGCUAGUUUCCAUGAUUCUUUCCCAUAUUUUUCUCCUCAGCAAUGCGGCUCCUCCGUUCAACAAGGAUAAGUUGUUCUCUCCAGUUUUUUCAACUCAACCGAACGCUGAUUACUUGUGGCGAAUGGUAUUAAUGAUCGGAGCUUUACCGGCGAUCUUGACUUACUACUGGCGUAUGAAGAUGCCCGAAACAGGUCGAUACACGGCGAUGAUCGAAGGGAACGCCAAGCAAGCCGCAGCUGACAUGGGACGUGUUUUGGAGAUAGAGAUACAUGAAGAACAAGAUAAGUUGGCUCAGUACAAGGCUGCGAAUAGCUACUCUUUACUGUCUAUGGAGUUCUUACGUCGUCAUGGGCUUCAUCUGGUGGGGACUUCCACCACUUGGUUCUUAUUAGACAUAGCUUUCUACAGCCAAAACCUAACCCAGAAAGACAUUUUCCCAGCCAUAAAUCUGGUCAAAAAAGACGUCGAAGUCAACGCUCUUAGAGAAGUCUUCGAAACAGCUCGUGCCAUGUUCGUAAUCGCCUUGUGUGGAACCUUUCCCGGAUACUGGGUCACCGUCUUCUUAAUCGAAAAACUUGGUCGUUUCAAAAUCCAACUUAUGGGUUUCUUCAUGAUGGCCGUAUUCAUGUUGAUCAUAGGUAUCAAGUACGACUAUCUUAAAACUCACGGAUCUCUGUUUGCAGUACUCUAUGGUUUGACCUUCUUCUUCGCCAACUUCGGUCCCAACAGCACAACGUUCGUGUUGCCGGCCGAGCUGUUUCCGACACGUGUGAGGUCCACGUGCCACGCUAUCAGCGCAGCCUCCGGUAAGGCCGGUGCGAUUAUUGGCGCAUUUGGGGUUCAGAACUACACUUUGGAUGGUACCCCGAGGAAAAUUAAAAAAGCCAUGUUCAUUUUGGCCGCAACCAACAUUUUGGGCUUUCUCUUCACUUUCUUACUUGUAGAGACCAAAGGACGGUCUCUGGAGGAGAUUUCUGGUGAAGAUGGCGGCGCCGAGCAAGCUGCCAGAAAUAAUAAUACCGGCGCCGGAACAGUUUCCAUGACAAUGCAGGAAAGUGAAAGCAGGGUAAGGGAAGAGUCUGCUUAAGAUGUUAAUGAACAUAAGGAUUGCCAAUGUAUGCGACAAUAUGUACUUAUCACAUUUUCCUGUCAAGAUGUUGAGACAG